Messenger RNA from Biomphalaria glabrata, 5316 nucleotides. Its product is annotated as centrosomal protein of 131 kDa-like. Gene Ontology annotation, biological process: intraciliary transport involved in cilium assembly; cilium assembly; regulation of centrosome duplication. The record is from RefSeq and is a predicted model, not a curated record. The transcript is spliced from 21 exons. Gene Ontology annotation, cellular component: centriolar satellite. Lineage: Eukaryota; Metazoa; Mollusca; Gastropoda; Planorbidae. Bases 160 to 3777 code for a protein of 1205 amino acids.
ACAUGUUAACUAAUUUUGUAGACUCUUAGAUCUAUAUAAUACAUAGAUCUAGAUCUAUUUAGUCUAGCUAGGUUUAGUCUAGAUAUGUAUAGAUCUACACUCUAAAUUAGUCUACAUCUAUGACGAUUUCAGAUCUGAGAGAGUUUUUAUCUAGGCACAAUGUCAGCACAUAAUAAAAGUGACCUGAAUCUAAGUCUAACUGGGUCACAACUAUCUGUGCUCUCUGCGAGAUCCAGACAAAGCCAAUCGGGAAGUAAUGCUAAGCAAAGUCAAAGAGCUAAUUCAAUGGUUGAUAUCCGACAGAAAAAGGUCAAAAAUGAAACAGAAUACAAAGCAGAGGAUUAUACUAAACAUAGAAGAGGAUCAUUUAAAGCAACAGAUGAGAAGAGCAUAGCUAGCAUGUCCUCUGUGCACUCUAGUAAAUCUGUUACUUCUGUGAUUCUGAAACCUAAUGAAUCUGAAGAUGAAUUUCUGGCUUUGUUUGAAAGCACCAGUACAAGUAGCAAGUCUCAAAGGAAGCCAGCUGCGUCUGACAAUUAUUCUUUUGGAAGAAAAACUCCCACUAAAGCAUCAGAUGGAUUGAAAGGUAAGAGAACUGUUAACAAACCGGCUUGGGCAUCGAAGCCUUCUUCUGGAAACACCACAGCCAGAUCUGAUGAGCCUCAUAACAUAUUUCGCCCACAUUCAGUAAGAAGUGAUGAGGAUGAUGAGGUCAUUGGGGAUAUCAGCCACUCCUUAUCCCAAUCUAUUAAUAAACUUCAGAGCCUUCAGAACCAGUUGUCUGCCAGCAGUAACCACAUGGACAAUGUCAAUGGAAAUAACCUUUCACAUGACACUACCAGCUCAGUCUCCACCUUGACACCAGAGGCUACACCAAGGCUAAGCCACCAAUCAUCAUCUAUAGAUGACUUCAUCCAAAGCAUACUUGACAGAACUCCACGCAGUGACAAUAAUCAUGACAGUGCCACAUUAUUAAGCAACAACCCCGCAGCUGCUGACAGUUGUCGCACAAAUGAACAGGGUGCAAGUAUUCUUGCCAAUAAUGUUAGUAGGCUUGGUCAGCAGCCUAAGAUAAAGGCAUCUUUGUCCUCAAUUGAGAACUCCUAUCAAAACAUUAAGCACAAAACUCCAGUUAACCAGGUCAACUCUGGGGGAUCAUUUUUUAAGAAAUCUGGUCUCCACACCCUCUCUGCUCCCAUGAACAGUUCUUUGCCCUUGAAGCAGACGUAUCCAUCAAGUUCACCCAUUACUGUGUCUGCUGCAGGGAAAGUAGAGGAUUAUCUCAGUAAACUGAAUCUAGCUGCCAGCAAAAUACAGAAAUGGUACAGCAGGCAUAGGACAAGACGAGCUGCCGCUGAGGCAGCUCUUAAAAGACUCCUGGGCCAGAAGAAACAAGAGCAGGAGUUGAAGCUUCAAAAGGAAACAGCUAACUCUCUAAUGUUUUCUGAGGGAGAAGGAAGGAAAGGAGUCGACAAGAAAAAAGCAAAAGAAGAAAAAGCUAAAGAAGCUAGACAGCAGGCAAUAUUGGAAAUGAAAAAGAAAAGAGAAGAACAUAAAAAUGAAAUUAAAAAAAUAGCUGUAGAAGAGAUUCACUUUCUUCAGGCCAAUGGGAAAAUAAGUAAACGUCCAAUGUCAUCUAAAAAGAAGAAGCUACCUACCACUGAAACUAAUGAGUCUAACAAUGUCACUCAGAGAGAUGAGGAAGUUCAGUCUGUGCAUGAACCAGAACAGAAGGAAUCAAGUAGUAAUGCAGUAGACAUGGACAAGGUUACUGAGGCCAAUAGUAACACUCGCACAACACUGGAAGAUUUGUACAGCACACUGAAGAAACUGGAGGAGGAAGAAAACUUUUUGACUGCCAGAACAGAGAACAAAGCUUCAUGGUUAAAUGACUUUGAUAAAGAUGAAGGCAAAGAAUUGGACUCUCACCUGACAGCUGAGAACUUGGAGAGAUUAAAUUCACAGAAAGAUGAUCUGACUAAAAGUGGUUUUCUUAGUGAUGACAAAUUGAAGAGCAUCAUCAGUUUUUUAGAUGAAGUUCAGGUUACAGACAAGCUCAGUGAAAUAGAUAUGGAAAUCUGUAGAAUUAAUGAGGAUUUAGAAAAGCCAGCCCUGCUAGUGCCUUCAGCUUUUGACAUUGCUCAGAUAGAGCAAGCGCAGGCCACUGCAUCUGAAGUAACAACGACAGUGUUGACGCAACGCUUGGAGUUGGAGGAGAAGAAGAGGACUGUGUCAAUGUUGCAGAAAGCACUUAAUCAGCAAAGGGAAUUGACAGUUCGACAUGCUAAAGAAACAGAAAAAGAAAUGAAGAAGCGGCUAGAUGUACAAAAAGAAGAAUAUGAAGAAGCUAUCAAGAGACAUUUAUCUUUCAUUGACCAGCUGAUUGAUGAUAAGAAAAAUCUGAGUGAAAAAUGUGAGAAAUUGGUAACAGAGCUAAAAAGUGUGGACAAGAAAUAUCAGGACAAGAUGAAAACUUUAGAAACAAAUCAUACCAUUGAACUGACCAAACUGAAAGAAGUUCAAGCUGCUGCUGAAAAAUUGAGGAGAGAAAAAUGGAUUGAAGACAAAACAAAAAAAAUCAAGGAAAUGACUGUGAAAGGUUUGGAACCAGAGAUCCAGCGACUGAUUGCCAAACACAAAAGUGACAUUAAGAAAAUCCAACAAAUUCAUGAGGCAGAGUUACUGGAGUCAGAUGAGAGAGCAGCACAGAGAUAUGUCAAAAUGACUGAAGAGCUCAGAGAUCAGUUAGCUGCAGAGAAGGAAGCAGCCAUUGCUAGAGAAAGGGAGGCAUCCAAAUUGAGGUAUGAGAAACAACUGCAACAUGAAGAGGAAGCCUAUCAGCAGAAACAGCGAAGACUUUACCAGGAAGUUCAAGAAGAGAAAGAUCGCUUGGCGUCAAGUGCCUCAAGGCAGCGUGCAGAGCUAGAGAAACUGCAGCGCCAGCUGGAAGACAGUCACAGAAUUGCUUUGGAAACAAUCAAAGAGGAAUUUGACAAAUCCAGGGAGGAGCAAGAGAAGAGACACAAGUCUGAAAUCAAAAUGUUACAAGAAAAAUUGAAACUCGAGAAAGAGUCAUGGGAGGAGAAUUACAUGAAGAAACAUGAAACUUGGUUGGUACAGAAGGAAAGAGAACUCAGAGACCAGAUUAAAAAGGAGCGGGAUAAAGAAAUUGAGUUAGUGAUAGAAAGACUAGAAGAAGAUGCAUCCACAACAAGGGAGGAAAAUGAGAGAACAACAGAGCAAAAAAUCAGGAGAUUAAGAGAGAAAUUUGAGGUUGAAACUAGAGAGCUGGAACAGUCAGAAAGAAAAGCUGUGCAAAGAUACAAUGAAAUAAAGGCUAAAAUGACUGAAGUUGAAGGAGAAAAUGAGAGACUCAAAGUUAUAAUAAGACAGAAAGAACAAGAAAUACUGGACACUAAAAAACUUUUGGAAAAAAUGAACUCUGAGAGAAGCCAUGUAUCAGAUAUUAUUCGACAAGAAUUUGCUGAUAGGAUAGUUGCUACAGAUGAAGAAAACAAAAGAAUCAAGCAUGAAAUCUCAGAACUGAGAGCCAGGCACCGCAUAGACUUAGAAAAAGCACAAAGAGACUAUGAGGAGCUUCAGAGAUCAAAAGAUCAAGAGCUAGAAGAAGUACAUAAAAGGGUGAAACAAGCCAUAGUUAAGAAAGAGGAAGUUGUGGCCCAGCUCAAGCAGCAGUAUCAGGCAGCCAAUAAGAGAGCUGAUCACUUGGAAGGGUUGUUGGAGCAGCAAAGGAAACAGUUGCUGAAUCACAAAUAGUACAGGCCCCUGUCUGACUGCUUUCAGAUUAGUUGGGAUGAAAGAUUCUUUUUUUUUUCCCUCCACAUGUAUUCAAUGUAAAAAUUCUUUAUCAGUCAUGAGCAUUAUCUGAAAGUACUGAAGUAUGCCGGUUAGUUUUGAAAUACAAAUAAAUAUAAUUGGAACUGUAAAUAUUUGAAUUAUUAUUUAUUACAAUCUAUAUUUAAUAUUGCUUCUAUUGUAUUUAAAGUUUUUUUUAAAAAGAAUAACAGGGGUUUUUUGGUGGUAUUUUUUUCACUAAUUAUCCAUGUAAAUGAUUUUUCUGCACAUCUAUGGUAUAUUCUGACUGUCUCAAUAUGUUACUGGAUCAUUAUUUAUGAAGUACAGAUCAGGAGUUGUGAUUUUAUUUUCCCUCACUCUUCUAAGUACUACUUCAAAUGUUUUAAGUCUUUUUCUUUUCAAACCUGUUAGAGUGAUUUUAUUUUUAAGUCUUAGAAUGUGAACCAAAAUAUGUCCAUUCCUGGUAGACUGUGUAUGUACUGAGUUGUGCAUGGUUAUAGUCUGUUGUAGAUAGAAAUCAUCCAGUAAGAUUGUCUAAACUAGUUAGUCCUAAGCAUUGUAUACAUGUUGGUCAUUCUAAAUUUUCUCUGUUUGCAGUGGAACAAUCACUGCUUGCCAUCCUAACAAUGUACAUCACUUGGUAUUAAUUACUUAUCAAUUGUUCUUUGUUUUGGGGGAGUUAAUUUAAAAAACAAAAUAGGGUAAUGUUUGUAAUUCUUUGGUAGGUUGUACUUUUGCAAAAUAUCUGUGGCAUUUUAUGACUGCAUUUCUGGGGGAAAGCCCGAUGUCAUAACUAUUUUGUCAAAUAAUUUAGUCUAGGUAGGCCUACUUUAAAUCAAAUCACACUUUAUUAGCAUCACACACCUCACAGUGUUCUAUAUAGGGCCUACUUUGAAUCUAAUCACACUAUCACAGGCCUCACAGUGUGUAUAUAUAUAAAUAUAGGGCCUACUUUUAAUCAAAUCACUUUAGUGUUAUAUAUUGGGUCAACUUUAAUGUAGAGUCCAUUGUUCCAAAGGGUGUUUGAUAUCAGAGUCUAUCAUUCUGUGCAUUCUUGCUAACCCCCUGUGGCCCCUCAGUUUUGUACAAGGUUUUUGGCUCACUUUAUUGGUUUUUACUUUUUAGAAUAUAUUUCUGAUAGUAUAAUAUAUAUUGCAUAUAUAAAAACAUAAUUUUUUUUUUAUAUUCAUGAUUGAUGUUUUAAAAUGUGUGUUGACAUACCAGCCAAAACAUCUGAACAUUUAUUUUCAAAUGUUGAUAUAUUAUGUAUUAUUACAUUGUGAAUAAAUCAGUGUGUUUUUAUGCGGCCCUAUGUUCCAAGAGGAACACAAAGGAAAGAUGAUGAUUUUUUCUAAGUAAAGAAAAAGAUUAUUUUGAUGUGAUUCUCCGUCCUUUUAUUAUUGUAUUAGAUGUUCCAAUCAUUAUAAAAUAAAUUGUGAACAAGGGAUUAUUUAUAGUGGCAGAUAAUUUUUUUUUUUGUUUUAACAUAGUCAGCUGCAU